Messenger RNA from Photinus pyralis (common eastern firefly), 1710 nucleotides. RefSeq names its product protein indeterminate-domain 4, chloroplastic (gene Asciz). Gene Ontology annotation, molecular function: DNA-binding transcription factor activity, RNA polymerase II-specific; transcription cis-regulatory region binding. The record is from RefSeq and is a predicted model, not a curated record. NCBI's taxonomy places the organism in Eukaryota, Metazoa, Arthropoda, Insecta, Coleoptera, Lampyridae. Bases 211 to 1605 code for a protein of 464 amino acids. Gene Ontology annotation, biological process: regulation of transcription by RNA polymerase II. The transcript has a single exon. Gene Ontology annotation, cellular component: nucleus.
CCAGACAUCAACAUUUUAUUGUUUAUUGAUUGUUGAUACAAAUUUUUGUGAUUUGUAACCACAAGUAGGCAGUUAUGUGCUAUUUUAGCAUAGUAACAGUAUUGUUUAUUCAUUUAUAAACAAGGUAACAGUCAGUAAAUCGACUAAUAACAAAAAAUCUUGAAAAAUGAGCCCUUAAUUAAAAAUUCAUCUUCCUGUACACUACCAGAUAUGCAGGCUCCCAAUCUAAGCAUGGCUAGAGUUCUAAGUCCUGAAGGUGCUGUUACAAAGGUAUUUCCUACACGUGAUGAACUAAGUACAGUAGAGUGUCACUUACCAUGCACCGAAGAAGGGUGCACGAAAAUUUUUACAUCGCGGUCCAAUUUAAAUUUCCACCUAGAAAGGAUCCAUCAGCAACAGUUGAUGAAAGACUCCAGUUUAAAAGAGUACCAUUGCCCUGACGAUGAAUGCGUUUUUAAUGAAGAAAAACACUUCAAAUCACUCAAACUACUCAAGCAGCAUUAUUUGAAGGUUCAUUCUGAGAAACAGUUCAUGUGUGAAAUGUGCACCAAGGGUUUUCCAACACUUUCAUCCAGGAACCGACAUACCAAAUAUUGUGGGAUUAAAUUUAAAUGCUGCGACUGUAGUGUUGCUUAUUUAUCAUAUGAAUCUCUACUAACCCAUGGCAGACGAAAGAAGCAUAGGGUUCUCGAAAAAACCGCUUAUAACCCAACUGCUGUACAGUCCUCGGGCCAGUUAGACCAGAAUUCAUCAAGAAAAGAAGUAUUCAUUGUUCCUAAAUUCGGCACAAGCCUAUCUCUCAUCGUUAUGUCGACCUUGCCCAAUCCAACCAUGGAAAAGAGCAGUCAAACUGAGCAGAAUAUUUCGUCUCCAACAGUAAAGACUAAGCAAACGCAAGUGGUGAAGCGCACAUCUCAAGAGUCACAAACUUUAGAAAUGAGAAGAACGCACUCUUCGGCUGAAACACAAACAAUCGGCGAUUGUGUAACUAAAAAACUGAAACUGUCCACCUCUGAUGUCAACCUAAACAGAGAUGGAAUUGUGCACAAAAAUAUUGAAACCCAAACUAAACCUCCAGCUUUGAAUUCGCAAUCUUGUAAUACUUCAUUUGAAUUGGACGACGACUUUAUCACCAACCCACUGGUGCAGAAGAGCAACUCCUGCACUCAAACAUCUGUGGAAUCAUUGUAUUCGAUUUCAACAGCCACCCACGACUCCAUCCACACUGACACAUCGGAUUUGAACUUCGAAUUCAUGAACUCCAGCUCCCAAACUUGUUUUAACGAAGACAUGUCUGUUUUUCACUCCUCAAACUACUUCAACUGCAACAUGGAAACCCAAACGGAUAUAUUCGACAUGUUUAACUACAACACUAAUUCGGAGUGUGUGGAUUGUUUGGACGAUGACUUGGAGCACUACUGUCCUAAGGACUAUGACGAUAUUAUACUUAAUACUAUCCACACGCAGACAGUGUUCGAUGAUGUAGCCAGAUCCGUCGAAAGUCAGACCGUUAUGUCCCACACAAAAACCAAAAGUACAGUCGCGAAUACAGAAACUCAGACAGACAUCAACUUCCAAAAGCUCUUGGAAGAAAUAAAUGCUUGACUGUAGUUGAGCUUUUUGUGUUCAUUCGAAUUAUUUUUUUUUAACGUAUUGUACUGUAAUUUGUUUGAUUUGUACUUAUUUUAUAAAUACAGAUAUUCUUUUCUA